Molecule: messenger RNA, 387 nt
Organism: Drosophila gunungcola (fruit fly)
Lineage: Eukaryota; Metazoa; Arthropoda; Insecta; Diptera; Drosophilidae
Product: neuropeptide-like 4
Exons: 2
Coding region: 17-343 (108 amino acids)
Source: RefSeq, a predicted model, not a curated record
UCAUCAUAAAUAAGUCAUGAGUGCGAUUUUUGGUAGACUGACAGAGGACUAUAUAAGACCUCUGAGAAGUGGAGAACAGUAUCAAAUAACAAAUUGCAAUCGCAACACAAACAUAUCAAGUCCCCAAGGAGAAAUCAAAACAAACAAAAUGUUCAAGCUGCUGGUUGUUGUUUUCGCUGCCCUAUUAGCCGUUGCUCUGGCUGUUCCCGCCCCAGUUGCUCGGGCUAAUCCCGCUCCAGUUCCGAUUGCCAGUCCCGAGCCCGCCCCCCAGUUCUACUAUGGAGCCAGCCCAUACGCCUAUUCCGGCGGAUACUACGCCUCCCCAUACUCCUACUACGGCUAAGUGACCAGCAUAACGCAAUUCAACCAACGACGACUCGUGAUAAU